Molecule: messenger RNA, 1116 nt
Organism: Trichomonas vaginalis G3
Lineage: Eukaryota; Parabasalia; Trichomonadida; Trichomonadidae
Exons: 1
Coding region: 1-1116 (371 amino acids)
Source: RefSeq, a predicted model, not a curated record
AUGUUAACACUUCGAUUUCACACUCCAUCUCGGGUAACCAUUAUACUAAAUGCAUCUGUUAAUAGCACAUUUCAAGAAAUAUCGGCGUUAUUGGCAUCAAAAUUUAAUAUCGAUCCAAAAUUUAUUGAAAUACAGUAUAAUUUUGUAACAGUUAAUGAAAAAACAUUAGUAAAAAACAUCCCAUAUUAUAAUGGGGGCAUGUUUUUGAUCAAAUUCACUCAACCUUUAACAACUAUUUUCAAUUUUAAUAGUAGGUACACAAUUACCAAGAAUGAUUUAAGAAGAAAGCUUCCUUAUCUACUUACUAUCAAUCAGAAUAAGAUUGACUGUCUCACAGCCAUGCUUUUUACAAAAGGAAGUUUAUACGCAGCUAGUGAGAUACUUUUAGACAAAAGCAUUGACUUAAUUAAGACAUUUGAAGACAGCAAGCUAAAUAAAGCUCUUGUUAAUUUAGCAAAUGAAAUUCCGAUGUACAUUAGUUUACCAAAAGAAAAGAUACAACCAGCAAAAUACGAUAUAAGCGAAAUGCAUAAGUUUUUAACUCAUGAUCAUCCACCACAAAGCUCUAAUAAAUAUGAACCCGAAGAAAAAAAUUUGGUUACACAAGUAUCAAUACCUCGGCAGCAAGAUAAUCAAACACAAAACGACGACCAAUCAACAGAUGAUUGUAGCAAUGAUAUUGAAGACGAUUGUCAAGAACAAAAAACAAUUGACAUUAAUUCAAUAGAACCUCAACCUAUACCAGAAAAAACACCAGAAACAACAGAGUUACAGUCAUUGCAGAUUGAACCCAAUCAACCAUCUAAUUUUGAUGCUGAUAUGUGGCAACAAUAUCUUAAUAACAUUAAAGAUGAUUUAUUCUUCGAUUCUCAAUCAAUAGUAAUGGGACAAGUAGAUCCGAACCCUGAAUAUACCGAACAAUCAAUAAAUGAGCAAAUACAAGCUUAUGAAUCUACUUCAACAGAUUCUGAGCCACCAAAACCAACUCCUCCAUCACCAGAGGCUAAAACUCCUAGGAAAAAACGAAAAGCAGAUAUUCAGCCUUUGCCGGAUGAUGUUACUGUUUAUAAGGUAAAUAUCAGAGUCAAAGAAGCUUUAUUGGAUAAUGACUUUUAG